AUGCAGAGUCACCCCGUGCCGCUGCUACGCGGUCAAAGACGAACGUUGCACCGUCCUACCAUUUUAAUCCGAGCAAACCUCAGUCAGUCAUGCCCCUUUAGUUGGAAUGCGACCCAUGACUCGUAUAACUACACCAGGAGUCGCUUCUUGGUAAAUGAAGAUCACGAGAGGGCUAUACGCCGGGUAAAAUUCAAUAUGAGUGAGCUACUAGAGUGUGCGGCUAAAUCGGUUGGCUCUUCGUACGAUCAAUGCGUUAAUAUCGAAAGACUCCCGGACGGGAUGUUUAAUAAAGCCUUUCUUUUCACCAUGCAGGAUGGUACGCAAGUUGUAGGUAAAGUGCCAAAUCCGAAUGCUGGACGGCCUUAUUAUACCACUGCUAGUGAAGUGGCGACGAUGGAUUUUGUGAGGGAAAAGCUAAGCACUCCAGUGCCGAAAGUAUUAGCUUGGAGCUCAAAAGCGAAUGAGAACCCAGUUGGAGCGGAAUACGUUAUCAUGGAGAAGGUUGGAGGUGUUCAACUUGGUAAAGUUUGGCCACGGAUGAAUUUUGAACAGAAAUUUGAGCUCGUCAAGACACUCUGCGGGUAUCAAAAGGCCUGGAUGUCAAAGUCCUUCACUCAAUAUGGAGGUCUCUAUUACUCAAAUGACUUGCAAAGUAACCGUGGGUGCAUCCUCGUUGAUGAAGAUGGGUCUCAAUCUAGAGACGAUCGAUUUGCUAUUGGUCCAACAACAGGAAGACAGUUUCUUGACCAUGGUAGAAUUGACGUGGACUUCGAUCGUGGUCCAUGGAAUAAUCUGCUUUCAUACAAGUCAGCAAUUGGCUUUCGAGAGCUCGCAUGUGUACAGGAUAUGACCCAGCUACCGCGGUCACUUCUAGGGCUUUACGGUCCUGGUACAUAUCGUCCUUCGCGUCCCAAAAAGGUGGCUGCUAUCCAAGACUAUCUCCGUCUUGUGCAAUUCCUCCUUCCCACUGAUGGCUCGAUAUCUUCUGCAUUCUUAUGGCAUCCUGAUCUACAUACCGAGAAUAUCUUCGUCGACCCCGAGAAGCCGUCAGAAGUCUUAGGCAUCAUAGACUGGCAGUCCAGUGGAGUUUUACCCCUUUUUGAUCAUGCGCGUCAGCCAUAUCUUCUUGACUAUGAUGGUCCUCCGGCAACUGGAAUCGACCGACCAAAAUUGCCUGAGAACUUUGAUCAACUUGAUCCUACCGAGAAAGCAGAGGCCAAAAGACUGUAUUUGAACAUCUCACUUGCAACACUUUAUAGAAAACUCACUUUUGCCAAAAACAAAAAAUUGUUCGAUGCUAUGGAGUUUCAGCAGACAUCGAGCUUUGACAUGAUGCUAAUCGCUCAGAACCUGCUUAUCGACGGGGAAGCUCUAUACCGGGCCAGAGUCCUUGAGCUUAAAGAGGAGUGGCCCUAUCUCCCAGGCGUACAAGCUUCCGGCAUUCCACCAUUUCCUUUGCAAUAUACUACUGACGAGGUCAGUGCCAUUCACGAAGAUGAGGGUAAGGCAUCCGAAAGCAUGGCGUUGAUGCGGGGCGUGGAAGAGUUUCUGGGUAAAAUGUGGCCGGAGAAAGGCAUCGUGCCGCCUGAGCGGUAUGACGAAGUAAAGGAGAUUCUCGGAUAUGUUAAAACAGACUUGAUUGACCAACUUGCACAUUCCGAGGUAGACAAAAUUGGAUGGGAAAAGGCAUGGCCAUUCGAUGACUGA
Aspergillus welwitschiae is the source of this 1707-nucleotide messenger RNA. RefSeq names its product aminoglycoside phosphotransferase family protein. The transcript has 4 exons. Gene Ontology annotation, cellular component: mitochondrion. Bases 1 to 1707 code for a protein of 568 amino acids. The record is from RefSeq and is a predicted model, not a curated record. NCBI's taxonomy places the organism in Eukaryota, Fungi, Ascomycota, Eurotiomycetes, Eurotiales, Aspergillaceae.